GAUCUCUCCCUCUCUCCUUCAAUCGUCUCUCUCCGAACUCAGCUCUCUGAAAACCCUAGUCCCCUUCCUUGCUAUCUCUCUCACUCCCAAAACCCUUAUCUCCAUCCUCAUCUCUCUCUCAAUGGCGGAGGCGAACAACGGCACCGGAGCUGCGAUUGAAAAGCCAGAGGUGAAGCGGGCUUGGGGCGACGACGAAGAACUUGAUGCCACUGAAACGCCUUCCGCUUCGUCCGCACACGCCACCUCCGGAGCUGCGAUUGAAAAGCCAGAGGUGAAGCGGGCUUGGGGCGACGACGAAGAACUUGAUGCCACUGAAACGCCUUCCGCUUCGUCCGCACCCGCCACCUCCUCCGAUGCCAAUGAAGAAUCCGAACCGAACAUCGCCUCGCUCUCGAUCAAGGAAGGCACUGAAAGGAAAGACACAAACUUGGAUGAUCCCGAAGAUUCCCAGAUCGAAACAGUUACUUCUGGGGACACUUUAUAUUCCUCUGCUAUGACUUUUGAAGAACUGAAUCUGUCUCGGGAGUUGCUGAGGGGAUUAUAUGUAGAGAUGCGUUUUAAGACGCCAAGCAAGAUUCAGGCUGUAAGCCUCCCAAUGAUUCUCACUCCACCUUAUAAGAAUUUGAUAGCUCAAGCUCACAACGGUUCUGGCAAGACAACAUGCUUUGUGCUUGGCAUGUUGAGUCGGGUUGAUCCUAAACUAAGAGCACCUCAAGCACUUUGCAUAUGUCCAACAAGAGAACUCGCUAUACAGAACCAGGAAGUCCUUUCGAAGAUGGGGAAGCAUACUGGUAUAACUUCAAUAUGUGCUAUACCGUUGGACAGUUCAAGCUACAUUCCUAUUGCGAAGCGUCCCCCAGUCACUGAACAAGUAAUAAUAGGAACUCCUGGUACCAUUAAGAAAUGGAUGGCAGCAAAAAAAUUGAGCACGCGGGAUAUGAAGAUACUUGUUUUCGAUGAGGCUGAUCAUAUGUUGGCUGAGGAUGGCUUUAAGGAUGACUCAUUAAGGAUCAUGAAGGAUAUUGAAAGAAACAGUUCCCAUUGCCAGGUGCUUCUAUUUUCUGCUACCUUUAAUGAAACUGUAAAGGAAUUUGUAUCAAAAGUGGUUAAAGAUGGGAAUCAGCUCUUUGUAAAGAAAGAAGAGUUGUCACUUGACACUGUGAAGCAGUACAAGGUGUCCUGUCCAGAUGAACUAGCGAAGAUUGACGUGAUUAAGAACAAGAUUUUUGAAUUAGGAGAGAAGUGGGGGCAGACUAUUAUAUUUGUCCGUACACGGAGAAGCGCUGACACGUUGUAUAAGGAAUUGGAGGACUUUGGUUAUGACUGUACUUGUAUUCAUGGUGCCCAUCAGCAAGACAUGAGGGAUAAGAUGAUCAAGGAGUUUAAAGAGGGACUAACUAAAGUCCUCAUUUCAACUGAUCUCCUUUCUCGAGGUUUCGAUCAAGCGCAGGUUAAUUUGGUUGUCAAUUACGACCUUCCUGUCAAACAUGAAUCUCCAACAGAACCUGAUUACGAGGUGUACUUGCAUAGGGUUGGUAGAGCAGGACGUUUCGGUCGUAAUGGAGCUGUGUUCAACUUGCUGUGUACUGAAAGGGACUUCACAAUCAUGGAGAAGAUUGAGAGGCACUUCAACCACAAGGUGGAGCAGGUGAAUGAUUGGAAGAGCGAAGCAGAUUUUGAGCGUGCCCUCAAGGAUGCUGGCUUGCUGUAGACAAAGUGCAUACAUGCGUUUCCUUUUUAAUGCCUGUUGUGCACUAUUAAUGUGGUUUUUAUAAGCCUGAAAGAGAUCAUUUCCUCCACCUAUGUAUACGAGAUUGGCUACAACCUUCCGGAGGAUGCUCAAAUGUUUUCUAGUAGCAAAGUAUCGUUAAGUCUUGUGCGGAUGUGUACAGAUAUAUUUAUGGGUUUUGUUUCUCUUCUAUUUCUUCUA
Messenger RNA from Magnolia sinica, 1930 nucleotides. RefSeq names its product DEAD-box ATP-dependent RNA helicase 38. Lineage: Eukaryota; Viridiplantae; Streptophyta; Magnoliopsida; Magnoliales; Magnoliaceae. Gene Ontology annotation, molecular function: RNA binding; RNA helicase activity; ATP binding. The coding region runs from base 122 to 1711 and encodes 529 amino acids. The record is from RefSeq and is a predicted model, not a curated record. The transcript is spliced from 9 exons. Gene Ontology annotation, cellular component: nucleus; cytoplasmic stress granule. Gene Ontology annotation, biological process: poly(A)+ mRNA export from nucleus.